Messenger RNA from Branchiostoma floridae (Florida lancelet), 2075 nucleotides. RefSeq names its product zinc finger protein 135-like. The record is from RefSeq and is a predicted model, not a curated record. Lineage: Eukaryota; Metazoa; Chordata; Leptocardii; Amphioxiformes; Branchiostomatidae. The coding region runs from base 2 to 1363 and encodes 453 amino acids. The transcript has a single exon.
CAUGCGGACUCACACAGGGGAGAAACCCUACAAGUCUGAGGAGUGUAGCAAACAGUUUAGUCAGCUGGGUAAUCUGAAGAGACACAUGCAGACUCACACGGGGGAAAAACCGUACAGGUGUGAGGAGUGCAGUUGGCAGUUUAGUGAAUCGGGUAAGCUGAAGAUUCACCUGCGUACUCACACUGGGGAGAAACCCUACAGAUGUGAGGAGUGCAGCAGGCAGUUCAGUCAGCUGAGUAUUCUGAAGAAGCACAUGCAUACUCAUACAGGGGAGAAACCCUACAAGUGUGAGGAGUGCAGCAAACAGUUCAGUCGGCUUGGUCAUCUUUGUGGACACAUGCGAACUCAUACAGGUGAGAAACCCUACAGGUGUGAGGAGUGCAGCAGGCAGUUCAGUCAUCCGGGAAUUCUGCAGAACCAUAUGCGAACUCACACAGGGGAGAAACCCUACAGGUGUGAGGAGUGCAGCAGGCAGUUCAGUCAGCUGGGUAGUCUGAAAAAACACAUGCGGACUCACACAGGGGAGAAGCCUUAUAAGUGUGAGGACUGUAGCAAACAGUUCAGUGAGCUGGGUAAUCUGAAGACUCACAUGCGGACUCACACAGGGGAGAAACCCUACAAGUGUGAGGAGUGCAGUAAGCAGUUCAGUGAGCCUGGAAGUCUGAAGGGACACAUGCGAACUCACACAGGGGAGAAACCCUACAGGUGUGAGCAGUGUAGCAGGCAGUUCAGUCAGCUGUUUAACCUGAAGAACCACAUGCGGACUCACACAGGGGAGAAACCCUACAGGUGUGAGGAGUGCAGCAGGCAGUUCAGUCAGAUGAAUCAUCUGAAAAGUCACAUGCGAACUCACACAGGGGAGAAAUCCUACAGGUGUGAAGAGUGCAGCAAGCAGUUCAGUCUGCUGAGUAAUUUGAAGUCCCACAAGCGGACUCAUACAGGGGAGAAACCCUACAGGUGUGAACAGUGUAGCAAGCAGUUCAGUCAGCUGGAUGAUCUAAAGAAGCACAUGCGGACUCACACAGGUGAGAAACCCUACAAGUGUGAGGAGUGUAGCAAGCAGUUCACUGAGCUGGGUCAUCUAAAGAAACAUAUGCGGACUCACACUGGGGAGAAGCCUUACAGGUGUGAGGAGUGCAGCAGACAGUUUAGUCAGCUAGGUAAUCUGAACGCUCACAUGCGGACUCACACAGGUGAGAAACCGUAUGGGUGUGAGGAGUGUAGCAAGCAGUUCAGGGAGCAGGGUCAUCUAAAGAAACAUAUGCGGACUCACACAGGGGAGAAACCAUACAGGUGUGAGGAGUGCAGCAGACAGUUCAGUGAGCUCGGAAGUCUCAGAAGACACAUGCAAACUCACAAAUAAGAAAGCCCAGGACAAGAAUUGUGAAAUAGAGAUGUUGUCACAACUUUCACAUUUUGAAGAUUGCCUGCAAUAAUGGCUUUUUUUGUCAAUGAUACUUUUUUUCACAUUUUGUUGAGUAGUUUAGUAGUAUAGUCAGCUUUUUUAUUGUAACUCUAUGUAUUGUUGUAAUAAUGUUUCUUUGAAAGCUAUUACUUUUAAUUAAGUUUUGUUUUCUUACCGAUUUCUUAUAUAAAGUUCCUAACCUUAGAUUAGCUAGAAAAUUAUAACAGAGUAGGUUUUGUUCUUUGUUUCUUUAUGUAAGUUUUGUAUUGUGCAUGCCCGUCUGGUGUGGAAUUUAAGUUGCAGAAGUCUUGUUCUAUAUUUCAGUCAUGCAGCUUAUAUAACUUUGGUAAGAACAGAACUGGUGAAAGCAGUUAUUGUGUGAAGUAGACUUGUUUCGUCACCACUAACGACUUAUGGUUCUUUGUACUAAUCUAGGAUUUACUUUAGUGUUAGCCCUGUCAGGUAUUUAUUUAUAAUUAUACUUACUUUCAACUAGGUUUUCAUCUUUUUUAGGGGUAUCGGAAGUUGUUUUUUUGAGGCAUGAAUUUUUCUUGAAAACCCACAUUGUAGAAGUAUUAUUAUUUUAGGUUUUAACUUUUAUUGUUCUGUUAGUUUUUUUCAUUAUAUUCAUUUGUUUUGUUCAAUAAAGUUGUUUGUUUGAUGCACACUU